Wickerhamiella sorbophila is the source of this 726-nucleotide messenger RNA. Its product is annotated as 40S ribosomal protein S3. Gene Ontology annotation, biological process: translation. The transcript has a single exon. Lineage: Eukaryota; Fungi; Ascomycota; Dipodascomycetes; Dipodascales; Trichomonascaceae. The record is from RefSeq and is a predicted model, not a curated record. Gene Ontology annotation, molecular function: RNA binding; structural constituent of ribosome. Bases 1 to 726 code for a protein of 241 amino acids. Gene Ontology annotation, cellular component: cytosolic small ribosomal subunit; nucleus.
AUGAGCGCCAACAUGUCUCAGAAGCGCAAGCACGUCGCUGACGGUGUUUUCUACGCCGAGUUGAACGAGUUCUUCACUCGUGAGCUUUCCGAGGAGGGCUACUCCGGUGUUGAGGUCCGCAAGACCCCUACCAAGACCGAGAUCGUUGUCCGCGCUGCUCACACCCAGGCCGUUUUGGGUGAGAACGGUCGCCGCAUUCGUGAGCUGACCUCUCUCCUUGAGAAGCGUUUUGCUAUGCGUCCCAGCACCUUGGCCAUCUUUGCUGAGCGUGUUCCCGAGCGUGGUCUCUCCGCCGUUGCCCAGUGCGAGUCUCUUCGCUACAAGCUGCUCAACGGUUUGGCCAUCCGCCGUGCCGCUUACGGUGUCGUCCGUUACGUUAUGGAGUCUGGCGCCAAGGGUGUUGAGGUUGUUGUCUCUGGUAAGCUGCGUGCUGCCCGUGCCAAGUCCAUGAAGUUCCAGGACGGUUUCAUGAUCCACUCCGGUCAGCCCGUUCGCGACUUCAUUGACACCGCUACCCGUCACGUUCUCCUCCGUCAGGGUGCUCUUGGUAUCAAGGUCAAGAUCAUGCGUGAUCCCGCCUCCAACGGUGCCCCUGGUACCCCCAAGGCUUCUCUUCCCGACUACAUCCACAUCUUGGCCCCCAAGGCCGAGAAGCCCGUUGGACCUCCCACUGUCAUCCUGCACGACCAGCCUGCUGAGAAGGCCGUUGCUCAGGAGUCGCAGUAG